CGACCCUCUACUACCUUUUAUUCAAGAAAUUCCUUAUCAAAGUAUUCUCAACCAGAGAGAUCCCCCACUUCAGUUUAAACACUAAAUAUAUACUAAUAAAAGUUGCUAUGGAAGAAGGACGACAGCUGAACACAUGGGAAGGGUAUGUGAAUUGGAGGAAUAGACCUGCCAUGAGAGACCGGCACGGUGGCAUGCUUGCAGCCUCCUUUGUCUUAGUGGUGGAGAUACUGGAGAAUCUAGCUUUCCUGGCGAAUGCGAGCAACCUGGUGCUGUACCUUUCCAAAUUCAUGCACUAUUCUCCAUCAAGCUCUGCAAACAUUGUUACCAAUUUCAUGGGAACAGCAUUCCUCCUUGCUCUCCUUGGUGGCUUUUUAUCAGAUGCUUUCUUCACCUCCUAUCGACUCUAUUUGACCAGUGCUGCAAUUGAAUUCGUGGGCCUGUUGAUACUCACAGUGCAAGCUCGCAUACCGUCGUUGAAACCACCGGUUUGUGCUUUAGCAAGCACUGAAAUUCCGUGUGAGAAAGCCGACGGACAAAAAGAAACCAUGUUGUUUAUCGGCCUUUAUCUGGUGGCACUAGGAGUUGGUGGAAUAAAAGGUUCACUCCCCCCUCAUGGAGCUGAGCAAUUCGAUGAUACCACGCCGCAAGGGAGAAAGCAGAGGUCGUCGUUCUUCAAUUACUUCGUUUUCUGCCUUUCUUGUGGAGGAUUAAUUGCGGUGACAUUCGUGGUAUGGAUUGAAGACAACAAAGGAUGGAAAUGGGGCUUCGGUGUUGCUACUGUGGCGAUACUGACUUCGAUCCCGGUUUUCCUUCUUGGCUCUCCCAUAUACAGAACAAAGAUUCCUGCAGGAAGCCCCAUUACCACAAUGUUUAAGGUUUUAUUUGCAGCUGUUUACAACAAUUGCAAUUCUAAGAAUCCGAGUAAUGCAGUCAUUGGCAUGGAGACAACUAAAGGUCCAUCGCCCGAUAGUACCGAAACCAGUAAAGAAGAGAGCGAUAACCAGGUGAAGGUUCCAAGUCAGACUCUUACAGAAGACCUCAAGUUCCUAAAUAAAGCAAUCACAGCAAAACCGGUUAGCCCGAUGUUACAAUGUACGGUAAAGGAAGUAGAAGAGAUGAAGGUAGUGCUGAGGAUAAUCCCAGUUUUUAUGUGCACUAUAAUGCUCAACUGCUGCCUUGCUCAGCUCUCUACGUUUUCUAUCCAACAAGCAGCCACCAUGAACACCAAGAUCGGUUCCUUAAAAGUUCCACCAGCUUCUCUACCCGUGUUCCCCAUCAUCUUCGUGAUGAUCAUUGCACCGACGUAUAACCAUGUCAUCGUUCCAUUCGCCAGGAAAGUGACCAAGACUGAAAUGGGAAUCACUCAUCUCCAGAGAAUAGGAACAGGGCUGAUUCUAUCUAUUGUUGCAAUGGCAAUAGCAGCUAUAGCGGAAAUAAAGAGAAAAAAAGUAGCAGUCGAGUCGGGACUACUCGAUUCUGCUGAGCCACUACCGAUCACGUUCCUCUGGAUAGCUAUCCAAUACCUGUUCCUCGGAUCAGCUGAUCUCUUCACCUUAGCUGGAAUGAUGGAAUUCUUCUUCACCGAGGCCCCGACAAGCAUGAGAUCAUUGGCCACUUCCCUUUCUUGGGCUUCACUUUCCAUGGGAUACUAUUUCAGUUCAGUCCUGAUAUCAAUAGUCAACAAUGUUACCAGCAUCUUUCGACACACGCCGUGGCUUGCAGGUAGCAACUUGAAUCACUACUACCUACAGAGGUUCUACUGGUUGAUGUGCGUACUCAGCGGCCUAAAUUUCUUCCAUUACCUCUUCUGGGCAAACCGUUACAAGUACAGAACAUGAAGCUCGGUCGAUUGAUCGAAUAUUAGAACUCUGAAAAUUUCUAGAGGCCUACUAGUUGUAGUCAACUGAAUCCAUCAGAUGUACAAUCCAUAUCGUGCGAGUGAUUAAUGCCAUUAGACGGACAUGGAAGUCACGCACAAAUCAAUGAGCUAAUAAACUAAUUAUCACACAUAUCUUGCU
This is a messenger RNA of Hibiscus syriacus, 2018 nucleotides long. Its product is annotated as protein NRT1/ PTR FAMILY 4.6-like. Gene Ontology annotation, molecular function: transmembrane transporter activity. Bases 108 to 1838 code for a protein of 576 amino acids. The transcript is spliced from 5 exons. The record is from RefSeq and is a predicted model, not a curated record. Gene Ontology annotation, biological process: transmembrane transport. NCBI's taxonomy places the organism in Eukaryota, Viridiplantae, Streptophyta, Magnoliopsida, Malvales, Malvaceae. Gene Ontology annotation, cellular component: membrane.